Messenger RNA from Theobroma umbraticum, 3415 nucleotides. Its product is annotated as putative AMP deaminase. Gene Ontology annotation, cellular component: cytosol. Gene Ontology annotation, biological process: IMP salvage; AMP metabolic process. Gene Ontology annotation, molecular function: AMP deaminase activity. NCBI's taxonomy places the organism in Eukaryota, Viridiplantae, Streptophyta, Magnoliopsida, Malvales, Malvaceae. The record is from RefSeq and is a predicted model, not a curated record.
CCUCUUUCGUCUCACUCAGCUAUUUUUUACGUCCCACCCUAAACCCAAACACGUCCUCUCUCUCUCUCUCUCUCUCUCUCUGCUGCCGUGCUACGACCUCACAGUCUGGUGCUCCACACACCACAAAACCUAUAAAGCCCGACAGCCGAAAACAUAAAUGACUUCUCUUUCUCACACUUUCUAAACAUAGAAAAAUUAGGGUUCCGCUUUUUUUUUUAAAAAAAAAAUUAAUGGACUCAUCUGCACCGGUUCCUUCGCUGCAUUUGGCCAUGGCGGCGUUAGUCGGAGCUUCAUUAAUGGCCAUAUCCGCUUUUUAUAUCCACAAACGCAGCGUCGACCACGUCAUCGAUCGACUCAUAGAGAUCCGCCGCGUUAGGCGGCCUAGAAGUCGCGUCAUCUCCGAUGAAGAAGAAGAGAACGAAGAAGAAGUGGAUUACGAAGAAGAAGAAGAAGAAGUGGAGGAGGGUGAGAAAGGGGGCUCUCUCGAGCAUAAAACGAGCGUGUCGAAAUCUUUCGAUGAGAAAAUGGAGAUGUUGAGGAGUUAUCGGAUUUCCAGUUCGAUGCCCAACGUGGUUUUGCGUAACGAGUGGUUCGAGGAAGAUGCUAAGUUUGACCAGGUGGUGAGGGAAAGAGCUCAGACUUGCUCUGCUUCGUCGCUUGACAAGCAUAACUUUAUUCCUUCCGGUCUUCCUCCACUUCAAACAUCUCGGCGAGGAGAAAGUCAGACUUUUAGUCGUGGUGUUUCCACUACAAGGUUGGCUACCUAUGGUCGGCUAAUGACUCCAAGGUCCCCUGGUGGCAAUGCUUUUGAAAGUGCUGGGGAUUCUGACGAGGAAGGAACAGAGCCUGCAGAUGAGGAUGACAUUCUUUGUGGCGAUCAAAAUAUCGAUGGUUCUGGUGAUUUGUUAAAUGAUGUUGCUACAAAAGUUCAAAAUUUAUUUUCUGUUCCAUUUAGAGGUGAGGGUGUGAACUGCGUUCAAGACAAGAAUCAUAAAGCUACUGAAAAUGAAGCAAAAUCUUGUGUUGAUCUAAAUGGAAAUGGAAAAGUGGAUUCAGCAUUAGUGUGCAUAUUGAAGAGUGAUCCUGUUUUUGACAAGACAAGUUUGCCUCUCAGAAGCACGUUUCUUGACUCAACAAAUGUAGAAGAGGAAGAAGUAAGGAAAAUGACACGGGAGUGUUUGGAAUUGCGAGACAAUUAUGUUUACAGGGAAGGGAUUGCUCCAUGGAAAAAGGAACCUGUGACAGAACCCAGCACUCCAAAAGCACGAAGUCAUCCAUUUCACUUUGAACCUGUUGAAAAAACAGCGCAUCGUUUUAGGAUGGAAGAUGGAGUUAUACGUGUUUAUGCAAGUGAAACUGACACUGUCGAGCUUUUUCCUGUCCCAAGUUCAACAACAUUUUUCACUGAUAUGCAUCAUCUCCUAAAAGUCAUGUCAAUUGGAAAUGUUCGCUCUGCUUGCCAUCACCGACUAAGAUUUCUUGAGGAGAAGUUCCGCCUUCAUCUAUUAGUAAAUGCAGACGGGGAGUUUUUGGCUCAGAAGAGUGCACCCCACCGUGAUUUCUACAAUAUCCGGAAGGUUGAUACACAUGUGCAUCAUUCUGCUUGCAUGAACCAGAAACAUCUGCUACGCUUCAUCAAAUCAAAACUAAGAAAAGAACCUGAUGAGGUUGUUAUAUUUAGGGAUGGAAAGUAUAUGACGUUGAAAGAGGUUUUUGAGAGUUUGGAUUUGACUGGAUAUGAUCUCAACGUUGAUUUGUUGGAUGUCCAUGCUGAUAAGAGCACCUUUCAUCGCUUUGACAAAUUCAAUCUUAAAUAUAAUCCUUGUGGGCAAAGCAGACUCAGAGAGAUCUUCUUAAAGCAGGACAAUCUUAUCCAAGGGCGUUUUUUGGCAGAAGUAACAAAGCAAGUUCUAUCUGACCUUGAAGCAAGCAAAUACCAGAUGGCAGAGUACAGGGUGUCCAUAUAUGGAAGGAAACAAAGUGAAUGGGAUCAGUUAGCAAGUUGGUUUAUUAACAAUGAAAUUUAUAGUGAAAAUGCCGUUUGGUUAAUCCAGCUACCCCGAUUGUAUAAUGUGUACAAGCAAAUGGGAAUUGUAAAAUCUUUUCAGAAUAUUCUGGACAAUGUGUUCAUUCCGCUAUUUGAAGUGACAGUUGAUCCAAAUUCUCAUCCUCAACUUCAUGUGUUCCUAAUGAUGGUUGUUGGUUUUGAUUUAGUUGAUGAUGAAAGUAAACCAGAGCGGCGUCCUACUAAGCACAUGCCAAAGCCUGCUGAAUGGACCAAUGAAUUUAAUCCUGCAUAUUCUUAUUAUGCGUAUUACUUCUAUGCAAACCUGUAUACUCUCAACAAGCUUCGUGAGUCAAAAGGAUUGCCAACGAUAAAACUUCGACCUCACUGCGGGGAGGCUGGCGAUAUUGACCACUUAGCUGCUGCUUUCCUUCUGUGCAACAAUAUAUCUCAUGGGAUUAAUCUGAGGAAAUCCCCUGUUUUGCAGUACUUGUAUUACCUUGCUCAGAUUGGAUUGGCUAUGUCUCCUCUGAGCAAUAAUUCCCUUUUCCUGGACUAUCAUCGCAACCCAUUUCCUGCUUUCUUUCAGCGUGGGCUAAAUGUCUCACUUUCAUCUGAUGAUCCAUUGCAAAUUCACUUGACGAAGGAACCUCUUGUGGAAGAGUACAGUGUUGCAGCACAGGUUUGGAAGCUCAGUGCUUGUGACUUAUGUGAGAUUGUGAGAAAUUCUGUAUACCAGUCUGGAUUUUCACAUAUGGCAAAGUUGCAUUGGCUUGGUAACAAAUAUUUCCUGCGAGGCCCAGAAGGGAAUGACAUUCACAAGACCAAUGUUCCAAGUAUGAGGAUUGCAUUUCGAUAUGAGACAUGGAAAGAGGAGAUGCAAUAUGUUUACUCAGGAAGAGCAAGAAUACCAGAAGAAAUAGACCCUGCAAUGUAAUUGAAUGUCAACUAUGAAGCAAAAUUUGAUUAGGGUCGUGCUGAGUUCGGAUUAUGUCAAGAUUCCUAGACAAAUGAGUUCAUAUCAUCACUUUAAUUGAAGCUGGAUAUGAGAAGAAUCUUUGAACCGUGUUGAGGUUCCUGCUUUUGGCUGAGUAGAAUUGGGGGGAAUUGGUAAAUGCUUGCAAAUUGCAAAGCAUUCUUGCUAACAAAUAAGCAAGCAAGAAUAGUUUAUACUAAGAUAUUAGUGAAGGAGCAAGUUGUACGACUCAUUGUUCUGGCUUGUAGUUAUUCAGUGAGACGACUUCUAGAGUCAGUUUUAUACAAACUGCGCAACAGGUGAAUGAAGUCACUGGCAUCCAUAGCAUGAGUGAUCAACCUUUUUAUCUCAAUUGUGAUUUACAUCAAAUUGAGCUCAUAUUGAAGAAAGUAAGAUACUUAAGACAUUUCAUAAUUUUAAUUUCUUUCAUGCAA